AUGCAAGUGGAUACCCUAGACCAAUUCAUUGAUGAUCUCAUGGCAAACAAGUAUUACAAAAGCAAGAUACCUUCCACCAUUUUAAAUUCAUUGAUUACAAGUGCAAUUGGUGCAUUACAAAAUGAUCCAAUUGUAUUAAAGCUAAAGGGUCCAAUUAAUGUAUGUGGUGAUGUUCAUGGUCAAUUUAAUGACCUCCUCAGAGUGUUUCAACGUGGAGGCAUGCCAAAAGAUUCAACUUAUCUAUUUUUAGGUGAUUAUGUUGAUCGUGGGCCACAAAGCUUAGAAGUAAUUUGUUUACUAUAUGCUCUCAAGAUUAGAUACCCAACAAACGUCUACUUAAUUCGAGGAAAUCACGAAAGUCCAGAAAUGUCUGAAGUUUUUGGUUUCUUAAACGAAUGCAAAGUCAAAACCACUGUGAAUAUGUGGGUUAAAUUCUGUGAUUCAUUCAGAUACCUUCCAUUAGCAGCUAUCGUCAACGACACAAUUUUCUGUAUCCACGGCGGAAUUAGUCCGGAACUUAAGACUAUCGAGCAAAUUACAGCAUUUAAGAGACCACUUGAUAUUCCCGAUGAAGGUCUUUUAGCAAACAUCCUCUGGUCUGAUCCAAAUGGACUUAUUGAUACAUGGGGUCCAAAUGAACGCGGUACAACGGUCUGCUGGGGACCAAUAGCUGCUAAGAAGUUCAUGCAGACAUCAGGAAUGACCACAAUCAUAAGAGGCCACCAACUUGCGAUGAAUGGCUAUGAUUUUCCAUUCGGAUCUGAUAAAUCGGUUAUUACUAUAUUCACUGCUUCGAAGUAUGCAGGACAAUGCAACAACAAGGCUGCAUUCCUCAUAAUUAACGCAAAUUCUGAAAUUUUGUUCAGUAUCUUACCUUCAUGGAACCCUGUAAUUCUCAAGGCUAGGGAGAAUAAAGUGCAUCCAGGUACUCCAAGAAAACGCGCUUCUUUAUCUCCUCGUUCAAGAUUAGUUUACUAA
Trichomonas vaginalis G3 is the source of this 978-nucleotide messenger RNA. Its product is annotated as phosphoprotein phosphatase protein. The coding region runs from base 1 to 978 and encodes 325 amino acids. NCBI's taxonomy places the organism in Eukaryota, Parabasalia, Trichomonadida, Trichomonadidae. Gene Ontology annotation, cellular component: nucleus; cytoplasm. The record is from RefSeq and is a predicted model, not a curated record. Gene Ontology annotation, molecular function: protein serine/threonine phosphatase activity. The transcript has a single exon.